Molecule: messenger RNA, 782 nt
Organism: Megalopta genalis
Lineage: Eukaryota; Metazoa; Arthropoda; Insecta; Hymenoptera; Halictidae
Source: RefSeq, a predicted model, not a curated record
AACUUAAAAGUUUCGAUUCUCGUUUGAUUCGGAGUUUACUUCGUUUACUUUACUUUCAAACUACGACGCUUUUGAAUUGACGUUCCCAAAAACAAGUGGUUAUUUUAAAAUAUAUCUUGUUGAAGAUACGUUUUAUAUUUAUAUAUUGUAAGAUAGAUUGAAAGAAAAGAGAAAUGUACAGGUACUGUAAAUUAGAUGAUCCAGUCGUAGUAUGCCCUUAUAAUAAGUCUCAUUUAAUUGUCAAAUCUCGUCUUCAAAAGCACAUUGUUAAAUGCGAAAAGAACUAUCCUGAAGAUUAUAAAGUUAUGUGUCCUUAUGAUGCAACUCAUCGUUUGUCUCAAGAGGAAUUAAAAGAACACAUUAUGACUUGUCCCACACGUAAUGUACAGGAGUUUGAAACGUGUUCAGAAACAAAAAAUCAUGGGUAUGUCAAUUUUCCAAUGCCUUCGGAGGUUACUAGUACAGUUGAUGACACAGAAAAUUGGGAUUCAGAUCCAGAUACUUGUAACGUUGUUUUAGAAGAUGACAGUGUUUCAAAUAAUAAGUUUAACUUACGGAGAUAUGUCAAUGAAAAAGAAGAUUUGAGACCACCUCGUGGCUUUUCUGUAGCUAUGAUGAAAGAGUCCGAUGAGGAUUCAGCUAAUGAAGAUACUGAAUCAAUAAUUAGUACAUUGGGAAUUGGAAGAGGCAAACUUAUACAAAGAAAGAUACAAAUGAAACUACUUGAGAGGGGUAGAGGAAUUUCUCUGACAAGAGAUUGAUGAUGAGAAUAUUGAUAUUAU